UAUGGAUAUUUUAAAUCAGGCAUAGGCACAGAAAUGCCGUUGAGCGGUUUCUACGUCAGACUUAUUCGAGAGGUUCGAUUCUACUCUACUAGCAGCCAUUUAUACGUGAUGUCGGAGGUAUUGAAGAAAGUGAGGAACGAUCUGUUAACAAAUAUUUUGGCAAAAUGGCAACUUUAAAUAACGUAAUGAAAGCUAUAGAAGCUUUGAAAUCCACUCAAGAACCAGAUAGUGUUCUGUCAGAUUCAAAUACAAGGAAAGAUAAAUUAGCAUGUUGCAUGACGAUAGCAGAAGGGAUGUGUUCACCAAGCGGCAAACUAGCAUCCAAAUUUCCUCAGGUUCUUAGUCUUUCAAUUAAAACAUUAUUAAAUUUGUGUAAUGAUGAUGAAUCUGAUGUCAGAAUGGUAGCAGAUGAAACCUUAAAUAAGAUUAUAAGGGCAAUGACUGACAGUAAUAUUGUAAAGGUACAAAUAGAACUUUAUAAUGAAAUAAAAAGAAAUGGACCAGCAAGAACAUUGAGAGCUGCUCUUUGGAGGUUUGGACUUCUUAGCCAUAUGAUUCGUCCUACAAGAGGAAAAGCAUAUGUUUCUAAUUUAAUACCAUGCAUAAUUUGUAUUGCACGUCGUUCCGAAGAAUCUGUAAUUGAAACAUUAUCACAAUCAUUACUAUUGAUUAUGAAAGCAUUAGGGCCAUUUAUGACAGACAAUGAUGUGAAGACACUGUUGAAAGCAUUUCUUGAGAAUGUAUCCUCUGUACAAGCAGCAUUUCGUAGGGCUGCAGCAAAUAUGAUUCUUGCGACAUGUUUGAAUUGUCGUAAGCCACAAUUCUUUUUAAAUUAUGUAUUGAAACAUCUUUUAGGUGUUAUAGUCCCUAUAAGUGAAGAUGAGGGUCGUGUAGCAGCUAUAAUCGGUACAUUUGGAUGCAUAAGAAUAAUUUUACCACACAUAUGUAAACUGUCAGAAGUUGAAGACGAUGAAUCAGUGCAAACAGAUAGCUUGUUACAAGUUUAUGAACUAUGUUUACAUUAUACAAAAUGGCACGUUGAUCAUAAUGUUAUAAACGCUGUUUUAGAAACUUUAACUCAGCUUUUAAAGUCUCCUCCAAAAGCUCUGGUAGCCCAGUUGUUAUCAAAUAAAGGUAUAUCACAUAGCAGGAUAGUAUUAAACGAAGAUGAAUCUGUAUUAUCAUUAAGUCAAAUGAGUACUUCAAGUACUACUAUAGCUUGUGGUGAAAACCCCGAAUUUAAUUUACAUUUGCUUGAUUCUGAUGUCCCUGAAAUAAAUCCAAAGAUAGAAAAAUGGAUAUUGGAUUCCGAGAGUGUACCUCCAAUGGUGCAAAAUUCACAAUCUCAAGAAACAUGUACAAGUAAUAUUGUAGAAAUGAAGGGAAAGGUCUUGGAAAAUUACAGUGGUUUGAAGAUCGGAGUUAUCGACAAUGAGGCCAUUGAAGAAGGUAGCGAUGUAGGAAGCGAAAUAGAAAAAUCGGAUAAAACGUAUUCCAGUUUACAAAAUGAAACGAAGGAAGUGGAUUGCUCAGAAGAAAUUGCAUCAUCUAUUGCUUCUCCUAAAAAACUUUCUCUCGAUUUCUCGUUGCGAGAAAUUGACGUUGGAAAUUUUACAGAUUCUGAUAUACCUCUGAAAUUUUGUUGUCGUUAUUUGGUGUCAUCUUUUCUCUUAACUGGCUAUGUUGGCCGUGUAAUGCCAGAUAAAUAUUUUCGUGUUAGUGUAAAAUCUCUUGCUUUAAAUUGCGUCGCUUAUAUUUUAAAACUUUGUCCAAACUUGUUUUUAAUUCCUGUUGCUAAAGAAUCGAAAUCUAUUGAAAAUGAACAAAUGAUAACAGAUAUCUUAUUGUUUGCAAAUCAUUCAGAUCCUCAAAUUAGGGGUAAUAUAUCAAUUAUUAUUGGUACAUUUUUAAAAUCCGUAUAUACACAGUAUGGCGGAUCUUUCAAAAAUUUUGAAAGAGAAAUCUCAAAUAAGAAAGUAAAUGAAAUUAUAUCGUUAGAAAAUUUAAUCAAACUACUGUUAAAGGGAUUAGAAGAUGAUUCUGCUACUACAUGUCGACAAACGCUAACGGCAUUUAGUUUAUGUCUACCAGAGUUGUUAGAAUCUGUCGACAAUAAACACGGAAUUACCGUAUUAGCUGCAUUACCUCAACUAGUAAAGAACCCAUAUUUUCUCGUAAAAGUUAAAUUAGUAGAACUACUAAGUGAGAUAUCGUACGUUACUAUAGAACAUAUAACUGGUGGAUCAAUGUUCCAAGAACAUUUUAUCGAUGUUAUUAUAACGCUAUUAGGUGACCAAGAUCAGAGAAUUAGACACGCAGCAUCAGAUGCUAUUGUCAAGAGUGUUCCUUUAUUGUAUUUUCAACAGCCACAAGAAGAUGUUAUUACAAGGAAAGCUGUGCAAUAUACGGCACAAUUUUUAAGUGCCGUGAACAAAAGUUCUAUAGAAUUAUCUUCCUGUCAGGAGAAACAAAAGUUAUUUCUAAAUACUUCAAUACAGCCAUUUGUAUCUUUGAAUUCUCACAAUGCAGUGGAUUAUCAUCCGAACAUAGAGUACUCUUUAUCCGUUAUAGUUAACAUGUUAGCGGAGAUACUUGGAGUACAAUCAUCAAAGUAUUUAGUGUACGGUUGUUGCGAAGCUUUAUUCCAUUUGAGUAAUGUAUAUACUACUACAGUGUACUUCAGAGGAUGGGAUUGUAUUUCACCAAAGACGCUGUUAAAAAAAUCUCACAAGAGAAGCGGUAGUCGACUAGAUAUCAGUGAAUCAACUUUUGCAAACGAUAUGAUACCAUCAACCGUUAGCAAUAGUCUGUUAUCCUUAGCGUUACCCUUAUUAUCAUCGUCCCCCAUAAGCUUGGAUUUGUCAACGCAUAAACAUUUGAUUCUCCUGGCUGGGAAUCUCGCGUCCGGUCUAGCUUUCUGCAAUUUCAAACCUAAUGACCCAACCAAAAAUUGGGGUACGUUUAAGGAUAAACAAAUAGAAUUGCUGCUAGUACACAUUACAAGAGUAUUAAACAUAUUUGUUCAUAUAAUUGAGGAUGUGCAGUUGACUCAAACCAGUACAAAAACAACAUUGCCAUCUUUGUCAUCCACUCAAACGUUAUCCCCGAAGAAGAAGAUGACCAUUUCCGAAUCAAAGUCAAAAGAAAAAAGUGAGAAGAUCGGAAGUUUAAAGUUUGGGAAAGAACAAAUGGGGUCGUUCAUGUCGAUACCUCAUUACACAAGAAUGUACGAAAUCCUUAAAGCAGCGCAUUUAAAUUAUUUAGCCACUCUCGAGCCGCAUGCCAGUGAAAUGUAUUUAUCUCUAUUGAACGCAGUCUUGGAUGUUCUCUCGCAGAUCCUUGAAAUUAUAUCCCUCAACGAAGUGGCUCAAAUCGCAGAAGAGAUUUUGUAUUAUCUGCAAAGUACUAUGAUACUCUCGCCAACCGCGACGGUUCAGUGUGUGCAACAGUUGUUAAAGUGUCUGUUCAGUACCAACGUAUAUGCACAAUGGAGCGAGUUAGACGUGCAGAAAAAUGCAGAUAAACUGAUAGUGUUUCGAGAUGACGCUAAAGGAUUUUAUAAUCAUUGCUUCCAAAAUCCUGCGAGACAAAUGGCAGACACGAUCAAGUCUAUGGGUAACAACUGCAGAGGUGAAAAUGAACCAGAGACUGGGUGGGUGGGACUGUUGCGUAGGAAGGGCGACAGAAAAUUUUCUUCAGUUUUUAAAAAUCUAACACGCUUAUCCGAUCAAAAGACUUCCGUAGCCUCCUUUAUUCGUCUGUUCGAGCCAAUGGUCAUCAAAUCCCUGAAGCAAUAUACUGUAACGAGUAGCGUGUCGUUGCAAUGUCAAGUACUGAUGUUGCUCAGUCAACUUGUCCAGUUACGAGUCAAUUACUGCUUACUGGACUCUGACAGAAUAUUCAUCGAAUUUGUGUUGAAACAGUUUGAGUUCAUCGAAGAGGGACACGUGCAACAAACGGAGGAUCUUUUACCGAAGAUCUUCAAUUUCCUGGUGCAUCUUUCGUACGAAAAGAAUCAUUCGAAAGCCAUAAUAGGAGUUCCAAAGAUAAUUCAACUGUGCGACGGCCUAAUGGCAAGUGGACAGCCAGCGCUCACACACUGCAUUCCAGCGUUAGCCCCAGUAGUCGAAGACGUAUUCCUGAUUCGAAACGCCAGCUCGAGUCCAAUAGAGCAGAGGGAGUUAGAAACGACUAGGGAAGUCUUAAUCUCGAUGCUUUUGCGUCUCGUAGAGUAUUAUCAAAUCAUCGAAUUGUUGGCAUUAUGCUUGACGGAGUCUAGAUUUAGCGGUGAUGGUAACGGCGAAGAGAAAUGGCGGAGAUGGUCCAGAUCGACAAUGGACUCCGUUCUGCCUAUGUUAGCAGCCGGAAAAAUUCGAAUAGAGUCGGAGAAAGCUCACGUAGCUUUGGUGAAAUUAUUCGCAGCUAUUUCCCCCACAGUUUUUAGGCCAGUCGAUCCUCUUUUGAAAGUGCUUCUAGUUACACCGGAGUCCCUGGAAGUUUCAACGUUGAAGCUGAAGCGAUGGCUGGGAAUGGUUAACGUGGUUUUGUUAUCGUUAAUCGCGUGCGCGAAAGAGGAGGCAAUGUUGGCCCGACUCUCCGACCUGAGUGUAAAUAUGACUGAAUUAUCGCAAUCGUUUCUCCUCCCAGAAUGCUCUGGGACCAUGGACCCCCUGCACGUGUUAGGCUUUCAAUCCAUCGAAAUUCCGCCCGAAAAGAUACUAGCCAGAUUCAUAUUCAAAGUCAUCAGUUUAAUAAGUUCGAAAGUGUAUGAUCUUCUUGGACUGAUCGAUCACAAACGUAGCGAUCCAUACGUUGGUUUCUCCGAGUCUACAGAGGACGAUCAUUAUUUGGUCCACCAACUGGCAUUCUUCCUUCAACUGUGCAUUCACAUGUUCGAGUCCGGAAGUCAUUGCAAAGUUGCGAACGCGGCUAUACAAAUGAUUCAAGGUCGCAAUGUUCCCGAAACAGAAAAGCUACCAAUUGCCGACUUAAACUACUCGAUGCUGAAUAUCGGACACAGAUGCCCCAUGUUGACUUGUCAGUGGGCGUAUCUAAUGAUUUUAUUGGGAUACAACGAGAUGACCUUCUGGUCAAAAAUAUUGGGCACCCGUCGUCCGGACUAUGCUGUGCAUUGUUCUUCCCUGGACGAAAAGAACUGUUCCACCGAACAGGAAAGUAGUAUUAACAUUCAGAUCAUCAGGAAGGGUGGCAUCAUAUUAUUCUGCGAUUACGUAUGCGAAAAUUUGAGCGACGCCGAGCCUCUAACGUGGUUGUUGGUGAACCACACAGAAGAAACCGUGAACAACGCCAUCGAAUCUCCCGUCAAAGAUCUACUGACAGCUGCUAUUCACAGAAAUUCAGCAGCCAGUGGAUUGUUGGUGCAAGCGAUUGCUACGAAAUGCACGGAUCUAUCUCAGCCCAGUUUCGUCAAACGACUCCUGCAGUGCAUCGAAGGUGCUCAUCACUCGCAAAGUGGAACGGUUCUGUUAACCUUGAUACCAAGAUUGCUGUCUACAAGAUAUCUCGCUCUGUCUAGAAUGGCAGCUAAGAUAGCCAGUAGAAGAGUAGAAAUUCUGCUGACCACUUCCGUUGAAGACGUGACGAAGCAGCUGUCGAAGGAGGAUUUCACGAAGAUCAUGGACAUUUUGCAGUCGACUAAGCUAGCUAAGAAGCAUGGAGGACUGGUCAGCCUGCUGAACAAAUUAGGCGUACAAUAUUACGACCUGUCUCCUUUAGAACUUGAUCAGUGCAGACCAUUUAAUCCAUCCACAGUAAAAAGUAUUCAACUGGACCGCAGUUGGUUUUUGUCUCAGGUAAAGUUGCGGUGUUGCAAUCCGAUUGCCAGCUACAACCCAUCGGAGACGGCGCAGUUGCUGAAAGACCUGGACUUCGAAGACUGUCUCGGUAUUCUCUCUUCCAAAGAAUUCAACAUAGCGAUCUUGAAAGCGUGUAUAAUACUGGGCGUACGAACGAGCGUCGAAAAGUGCCAAAAAUUAGAGUUCGGCGUGACGCAGAAUGAAAAAGACUUCAACUUCGAAACUAGUCCUUUGUAUAGUGCUGCGAAGCAACGUUUAUUAGAACACGUUCGCUACGUCACCGAAUUAAUGCCAAAACCUCACCACGUUUACGAUCCUGCACAAUCCAGUGGUAGUUCGAAGGGGUUGAAGUACGCCAUUCGACUCGACGAGCUGCUAAACGAGUCCAUCUACUGGGACAUACUGUACGUGUUGAUCCCAGCUGUAAGAGUGUACGUGAGAACCCUGCCAAAACUGGCAAAAUACAAUUUGGCGAAGAUAGACAGAAAGUCUGAAGAGGACCUCGCGAAAUUUGCGGUUCUAUGUUUAGAGUUGACGCACUGGACACUGUACUGUGACGAGAAAAAUACGAGGAAGCUUAGACCUAAGGAUAUGGAGAUCGCGUUGAGUUGUGCCUCGGAGAUCAUGAAGCAUCCUGGUCCGGAUAAAAUCUUCUGGGACAACAGCAAGUAUUCGUGGGUUUGUAGCGCUGCCGCUUCGUUGACGAGGACGGUGGAGCAUCUGUUAACGACGAUCGACACUUUGUCGGUUAUAGACACGCGUGCUUUAGAGCCGGCACUCGAAGACGAGAGUACCAAAGACUUUGCCCGUGCCUGCUCCCGAAUGGCAGCUCUGGUUGCGUGGUUAGAGCACUGCCAGAGCGAAGGGUCAUCAAAGAACAUUCCUCGCUACUUGUUCGACACGAUACAGGAUCUAAUUGUAAGCAUAAGUCGUCAGCCACUGAUCAAUUCUUACGUCUUAACGCCACCGCUGGUUUGGAAGCACAAUUGGAACGUGGUAGGUUCUGGUACAACGAAGUGUUGCUUCCCGUUGUUGCCCUCCGAGUCGAAUCUCUUGCAGGAAGUGGAGAUCCUCGAGCAGUUCAUUUUCAGGAUAAAUCUGCUGGGCUGGAUAUCCCGCUUGCAGUUCGAGGAAAUAUGGAUGGCGCUGUUAGGGGUGCUGAACCUCUUGCAAAACGAAAGUCUGCAAUCGGAGGAAAUCCCUGCGUUGAUUCAAGCGAGUAGUUUAGCCGUGCAAGCCAUCACCAGGUUGCUCCUGCAGACCUUGCUCCUUCCUUACCCUGGAAACCCACGGGCCAGCACUUUGAUUCAUCAUUCGAGGGACCCUCAGCUUUCGGUUCACAAAAUUAGCUCGCAGAAGUUGUACGCGAUUCAAGAUCUACUCGCGUGGAAGUACGAAUGCCUGAACGACUCGGAGACUACCGGUGCUCUGAGCAUGGACCACAUCUUCUGCCGAGGAAACGUGGAACGAGUUGCGAACUCGAGUAAAUACGCGUACAGUCAACUGUCCGUUCCUUAUCUCUGGUCGUCGUGCAAUCUGUACGAAGACAAGCUGAACGCCUCUGUUCUUGACUUGAAAAAUAGACGGAACGACGCGUUGAUGUCUGCCUCGCUCGAUCUAGAUUCCUGUCUUCGUUUUUUGGUAGAGCUUUACACUUCUUGGAUGUCGUCGCAGGCCAAUACACCUAUACAGUUGCUUACAGAAAUCGUGAAAUCUAUUCUAGCGAUUUCAGAACUGUUCGUCGAGAGAAGUCAGUAUCAGUGGAUGCUGGACACGUGCUUGGAGAUGUCGAGGAUUCAUCCUACGGAAAAUGUGAUCUUACAUCAGUACUUAGUGGUGUCCGUGUGCAAGGCUGCUGCUGUGCUAACGCCUUUGGACUUUGAGACGCUGGACAAAGUUAAACGCUUGGUGGACCUGAACUUGAAGUCAGGUUUCUUGCCAGCGAGAGUAUCUGCUCUUCACGGUUCGCUGUAUCUUUUGCAAAGCGCUGUGCUGGCUAAUUGCGAGGAAACCAUGAAUAUUAUACAUCCUUUGGCAAUUGAGUACAUACAGAAGCAUCUCGAUGCUCAGGACUCGAAUGGGGUGCUGAAUCAAAGCGAAGAGCAUCAGGGAGUGAUGUGGGCUCUGGUAUUCUUUCUACUGGAGCACGCAGAGGACACUCCACCGGACACGGAAGCUCCAGCUGUUCUUGAACUGGUCCUUACUUUACUUUCUUCCCAAAAUAUCUCCUCCAGUUUGCAUCAAACGCUCUUACAGGGCCUUGAACGACUCGUGGCGACUAAGAGCGUAGUCGGAAAAGUAGCCGAGCAAAUAGUUAAGGUUGCGAUAGAUCGUUUGAAACAACCCAGUCCCGUGUUGUCGAUACCCGCCUUACAAUUGUUGCUGACUUGCAUGUACACGGAAGCAGCCGACAGAUUGAACCAACCAGAGGUAGAGGAACCGCUACCAGACGCAGAACCGGAAGCACUGGUUCGGUCCAUAGAAAGAACUUCCGCGAUUUUCGACAAGAUCAGACGGGGACACUUCAUGGAGGUGGAACUCCUGUGCACAGUUCUGUCCGGUGUGCUUGGAGACUUUUUCCCGCCGUCUGAAAUCUUGACUAAAGUCAUAGGAGAAUUUCUGUCUCCUCAACAGCCUCACCCACGGUUACUUUCUGCUGUAGUUUUUAAAGUUUGCGAAAGAGCGUGUACCUGCGCUCAGAUGGAACUUCUUCAGGAUUGGGUCGUGUUUAGUUUACCAAAUUUUAUUCAGAGUUUACCAGUGACGAUGUCAACGUGGUGCCUGUCUUGUUUCUUUAUUAGUACUUCUACGAACCACUGGCUGAGAGCCUUAUUCCCGUAUGUUCAAUCAAGAAUUGGUAAAUACGAGUACGAGGAUAAAAAGAUACUUUGCAUCGCCGCUUCCGAUUUUUAUCGCAAGCUGGCUAAGGAAACUCAAAGGAAAGCUUUCGUAGAAACUUUCGAAGCCGCGGCGAAAGAACCUGGGACUCCGUUCGGCGACAUUUUAGCGUCCUUUUAGCUAGUUUUAUCGAUCGUCUCGAUGCAAGGAAAUUGAAUCAAAACUAGAGAUAUUCAUCGAAACGAUACACGUAAUUCUCUUUGUAAAAUCGGUGUACAAUCAUAACACGGUGGUGACGUGUCGCGUGUACAGUGUAUGUAUGUGAUGAUAUUUAUUUUACGUCUUGUCCCGUCGAGAAGAACUUGUUUUGCAAUAAACAAUAUUUUUUAAAUA
This is a messenger RNA of Megachile rotundata (alfalfa leafcutting bee), 9047 nucleotides long. RefSeq names its product huntingtin (gene htt). Lineage: Eukaryota; Metazoa; Arthropoda; Insecta; Hymenoptera; Megachilidae. Gene Ontology annotation, cellular component: nucleus; cytoplasm. The record is from RefSeq and is a predicted model, not a curated record.